AGUAAUUCGAACCAAUUCGAGCGCAACAAUUCGCGCAACUACAAAAUAUCAUAGUCUUCCUAUUAAACAAAAACAUUAACCACUAAAGGAAUAAUACGAAGGAUCUCAUUUAUUUUUCUUUUUAUUUUUUUAUUUAUGCUAUACUUACAAAAACAAAGUGCAAUUUUUGUGUUUUACGUGUUACGAUAUUGAAAAGAAUUUAUUUAGCAAUACUUGGAUUAAUUCCUCUUGUUUAAUUGAAGAAGAAAAGAGGGAAUAAUAUUUGAAAACAUGUCGGAGUAUUGCGAAUAUAUGUGGGCACCGAGUGGUCACGCAAGUACAACGCUUUCUCGGAGCAUUUACCAAGAAGAUGUGAGGUUGGACAAGCGAGACAAAAAGCUGGCCAUUAAAUCGGUUCGAGCGAUCCUUCGAGAGAUGCCGGAUGUGGACUUGAACUAUUGUACGGACGAAUAUAUUAUGCGUUUCCUGCUUGCCCGGAAGUAUCGAGCAGAACAAGCAGCUGCUCUAAUAGCUGCUUAUCAAGCUCAGAUAGCACAUCGGCAAGAUAUAUUUGGAAAUCUUACUGCUCGUGAUCCUGCUCUUCAACGUGCCUUACGUGCUGGUAUACCUGGUGUUUUACCUGCUCGCGAUAGGUAAGUUUAAGAUCUAAUUUUAUUUGCUUUUAUUAAAUCUACCAUAAAACUUGUUGAAUGUUAUCAAAAGUAUUAUUUUGUAAUAUUUAAGAUUUCUAAUCAUUUUUUUUAUAUCAUAAAACUGAAAUUGUAUAAUCCGCACUCCGGUUUCGUAGCUGUAGUAGAUUGGAGUGGAUUUUCACUUAGGCAAGGCGGUGCAUUAGGUGCAGCAGCUCUACGAAACUUAAUAGCUGCGCUUCGUGGUCGAUUUCCGGCUAGAUUCAAGGCCAUACACUUCCUUUCAGCUCCUUUAUAUGUUCAAGCAACUCUGGCUCUUGUUAAACCUUUCUUGGAUGAAAAAACUCGUAAUAAAAUAUAUUUACACGGAAAUAAUCUCAGUACACUCCACGAACACUUGCCAACGGAUAUUUUACCUGCCGAAUUAGGUGGUACAGGACCAUCUUUCAAUCCUGGUCUUUGGGCGGAACCAGUUAUUCAUUCAGCUAUGAAGGAAGCUGAAUUGGCUGCUCUAAAAAAGGAAAAGGAUGAAAGAAAUGACAAUGCUUCCGAAAGACUGACCAAUUCACCCGAAAACGACGAAAAAGUAAUCGAAUCUAGGAAUGUCGAAAAUUACAAAAGAAAUGAGCCACUUUUCGAAGGACGCAAACAGGAGAAGGAAAGUUUCAAGAGUUUUGGAAAAUCUUAUAGAAACAAUGGUGACAAUAAGAGCGUUGAAUUAAGUUUGAUUAGGACAACGAGUUCGUUUGAUUCUAAAAAUGUAAACAAAUUAGAAGAACAAAAGGAUAGAACGCGUCUAAUUGAAAUUUCGGAAAGUAAGAAUGGUAACGAAGCUAAUAAAAUCAAUAGUUUGGAUAACAGAAUGGAUCAUUUGAGAGAGGUUGAUGAUUUAGCGUUACUCGAAUUACAAUCUGAAACGAAUUCGAACGAAUUCGAGAUGAUACCCAGUAGGCCUGGCAGCGAAGAUAGUAAGGACAAUUCGUUGGACAAUAGAUCGGAAAAGAUUCUCAUGAGAACUGGAAAAAGUCAUACACCGACAGAGGAAAUGAAUCUUAUUACGUAAAAGUGAUCUUUUUAUUACUCUCUUUCUUUCUCUCUCUCUCUCUCUCUCUCUCUCUCUCUCUCUCACUCUCUCUAUGUCGAUAUUAGAUAUUUUUUCGAAAGAUUCUCUAAAUAUUAACCCUUUUGUUACGACAUGUAUACCGACACGAGUAUCGUUCCAUAUCAAUUUUCUAUCGUUACAUUUUACGACCCCUUAUAUGGGUCGGGGACUGAUGACUCGUAUAUGAGUCACUAGGAACUAAAGGGUUAAAUAUUAUAUACAAUGUAGUUUUUUUACGCGUCCACAUUUUUAAGUGAUAUAUACUGAGUAUGGUUGGAGAAAAAGAAAAAAAAAGAUAUUACUUUAAGUAUAUUCGCCGAUACUUUGAUAAUGCAGUUGUCGAUGAACUUUUGUGUGAUGAAAGUAAAAGUAUUUUUUUCAUUUUUUUUUUUUUUAUAUUUAUAAAUCAUUUUACAUGUACUUAUUAUCUGAUCCUUGUUUUUACGUGGAUCAGUAUAUCGUAGAUUUUAAAAAUAUUAUUUUUAUGUCAGACAAAGUAUUGAAUAUUUC
Molecule: messenger RNA, 2241 nt
Organism: Polistes canadensis
Lineage: Eukaryota; Metazoa; Arthropoda; Insecta; Hymenoptera; Vespidae
Product: clavesin-2-like
Exons: 5
Cellular component (GO): membrane
Molecular function (GO): phosphatidylinositol bisphosphate binding
Source: RefSeq, a predicted model, not a curated record